Messenger RNA from Paramecium octaurelia, 1207 nucleotides. NCBI's taxonomy places the organism in Eukaryota, Ciliophora, Oligohymenophorea, Peniculida, Parameciidae. The record is from the annotation of a GenBank genome assembly.
UCAUGACAACCAUUUCAAUCAAAAUCAAACAUGGAGCAGAUCAAAUCGAAGUUAUAGAAAUCGACCCUAAUGCCACAGUAAAAGAAUUAAAGGAGAAACUCACUCUCAAAUUUAAUUCAGAGCCUGCUUAAAUGAAGAUUAUUUUUCAAGGUAAAAUACUCAAAGACAUUGACGUCCUCUCAAAUGUGAAUGUGAAGACUGAUUCUACCAUGCAUCUAGUUGUUACAAAAUGUAUUUAAAUAAACUAAAGUAGAACAAACCUAACCCCCUUAAUAAGUUCCACCUCAAUAAUAAUAAUAAUAGCCCUAAUAACCCGCAGGAGUAUAAUAAUAAGGUUAAGGUUUAGGAGGUGCAGGCGGUAUGGGUGGAAUGGGAGGCUUCGGUGGAAUGGGAGGCCUUGGUGGAAUGGGAGGAUUAGGAGGAAUGGGAGGAAUGGGAGGAAUGGGUGGAAUGGGAGGACUAGGCGGCCUCGGAGGAAUGGGAGGUAUGGGAAUGGAUCCAUAAAUGAUGAUGUAACUUCUAUCCAAUCCAAUGUACCAAGCACAAAUUACACAAGUAUUUGUUUUUUCCUAAAUAUGUUUAGGCAUUGUAAAAUCCAUAAGUAAGAUAACAAUUAAUGCAACACCCUAUGAUGGCUUAAUUGAUUUAGACUAAUCCUUAAAUUUAAUAAGUAUUUGAGAAUCCUUAACUCUUUUAAAUGAUGAUGAAUCCUUAAGUAAUUUAGAUGGCCCUAUAAUAAAUGGGUGGAAUGGGAGGUAUGGGAGGCAUCGGAGGAAUGGGCGGAAUGGGAGGCCUAGGUGGUUUUGGCGGUAUGGGAGGUUUAGGAGGAGUUGGAGAUCAACAGACUCCUCCUAAUCCUAAUAAUGCAUAAGUGCCUCCACCAGGUAGUUAAAACGCUUAAAAUCCCUUGGCAGGUUUUGAUUUGCAGAAUUUAAUGAAUUUGAUGGGAGGUAUGAUUAGUGAAUUAAAUUAAAAUAGGAGGAGUAGGUGGUAUGGGUGGUGCUCAAUAGACACCUGAAGCCGCAGAGCAGAAAUAUGCUACUUAAUUGCAAUAGUUGCAAGAAUUAGGAUUUUCAAACAAAUAAGUGAAUUUGGAGGCCUUGAUUGCCACUUAAGGGAAUGUUGAGGCUGCAGUUGAUAGAAUCUUAAAUAUGAUCGGCCCAUGAUAUAUUAUUAGAUUUUAUUCAUUACGAAAUUUAUAUUAAAU